CGCCUUGCUGAGCUGGGUCCCCAAGCCCCCCCAAUCUGCAUGAAUGGGGUGGAGGGAGAUUUGACCGAAAAGCGCCCCGGCUCUCUCCGAGAUAUUGAUGGAGCCUUCAGGAACACAAUUAUGGACGACGUAACGAAGCGAGUGUUCAAGAAGGCCAGUCCUAACGGCAAGCUCACGGUCUACCUUGGCAAGAGGGACUUCGUUGACCACAUAGAUGUUGUCGAUCCAGUUGAUGGUGUUGUGCUGGUGGAUCCAGAAUACCUGAAAGAGAGGAAAGUUUUCGUGACGCUGACCUGCGCCUUCCGCUACGGCCGCGAGGAUUUGGAUGUCCUGGGCCUGACCUUUCGCAAGGACCUCUUCGUAGCCAACAUCCAGGCUUUCCCCCCGGUCCCGGAGGAGAAGAAACCCCUGACGCGGCUCCAGGAACGGCUGAUCAAGAAACUUGGGGAACAAGCCUACCCUUUCACCUUCGAGAUCCCGCCCAACCUUCCCUGUUCGGUGACGCUGCAGCCGGGACCGGAGGAUACAGGAAAGGCGUGUGGCGUGGACUACGAGGUGAAAGCCUUCUGUGCUGAGAAUUUGGAGGAAAAGAUUCACAAGAGGAAUUCGGUGCGCUUGGUGAUCCGGAAAGUGCAGUAUGCGCCGGAGCGCCCAGGACCCCAGCCCAUGGCGGAGACCACCAGGCAGUUCCUCAUGUCCGAUAAGCCCCUCCACCUGGAGGCCUCCCUGGACAAAGAGAUCUACUACCAUGGGGAGCCCAUCAACGUCAACGUCCACGUGACGAAUAACACCAACAAGACGGUGAAGAAGAUUAAAAUCUCAGUACGCCAGUAUGCAGACAUCUGCCUGUUUAACACAGCCCAGUACAAGUGCCCUGUGGCCGUAGAGGAAGCAGACGACGUGGUGGCCCCCAGUUCAACGUUUUGCAAAGUCUACACACUGACCCCGUUCCUUGCCAACAACCGGGAGAAACGGGGCCUCGCGUUGGAUGGGAAGCUGAAACAUGAAGACACCAACCUGGCCUCGAGCACGCUGUUGCGAGACGGGGCCAAUAAGGAGGUUUUGGGCAUCAUCGUCUCUUACAAAGUGAAAGUGAAGCUGGUGGUCUCCCGAGGAGGCCUGCUGGGAGACCUUGCGUCCAGCGACGUGGCCGUGGAGCUGCCGUUCACCCUCAUGCACCCAAAGCCGAAGGAAGAGCCACUGCACCGGGACGUUCCAGAAAACGAAGCUCCCAUUGACACCAAUCUCAUAGAGCUUGACACAAAUGACGACGACAUCGUUUUUGAAGACUUUGCCCGGCAGAGGCUAAAAGGUGCGAAAGAUGAGAAGGAAGAGGACGAGGACGGGACGAACUCCCCGCAGCUGAACGACAGAUAAGCUGGAGGGCCUCCAUGCGCCGCUCUCUUCGUCCCUCUCUCUCUCUCUCUCUCUCUCUCUCUGUCCCGGAGUCUACCCUGUUGAGUGCUAGGCUCCUUUCUUUUUUAUAUGAGUUUUUGGGGUUGGGGGGAGAUGGUUGCUUUGUUUUUUAGACCUGAUUCAGGAGCCUUUGGGCAAGUCGGCCAGCUUGGGGGGAAAAACCCGGCUGCUUCUUUUGACCACCGUCGGGCUAGUGGGCUCCAAGGCCCUCGACCUGAGCGACGUCUAGGGCACAUGUGUGCGUGUGCAUAUGUGUGUCCUUCUGUGUGUUUUCCUGUGUGCAGUGGUUGAAAGAAGGAGGGAGACCAGCCUGCGAUCACUGUGCUCUGCUUUCUGGUUUGGUCCCGGACGGGGGCAGUGAGGGCGGAGAGAGAGAGAGAAAAGCAUCUUCUCCCUCUCUAGGCACCGUACAAGCUGGGAAGGGGGGGGGGAUCACUCCGUGGGCUUGUGAGAAGGAAGUACGUCUUCAUUCAAUGCUUGAUAAAACCUUACGGGAACAGUCCUGCAAGACGGGGGGGGGCUAUCUCUCACCAGGGUUAUUGGCAAGUCUUUGCUACCAAGUCCCACGUCUGAGUCUUUGGUAUCAAGUCCCAGCUCCAAGUCCUUAUUAAAACCAAGUUCCCCCACCUACCCAAGAAAACAGGGGUGGGUGAGUUCCCAAGCCAUUGGGAAAAAAA
Messenger RNA from Pogona vitticeps (central bearded dragon), 2093 nucleotides. Lineage: Eukaryota; Metazoa; Chordata; Lepidosauria; Squamata; Agamidae. The record is from RefSeq and is a predicted model, not a curated record.